This is a messenger RNA of Colletotrichum siamense, 3084 nucleotides long. It is a transcript of the gene lacB-0, whose product is annotated as putative beta-galactosidase B. Bases 1 to 3084 code for a protein of 1027 amino acids. Gene Ontology annotation, cellular component: vacuole. The transcript is spliced from 6 exons. Gene Ontology annotation, biological process: carbohydrate metabolic process. Gene Ontology annotation, molecular function: beta-galactosidase activity. NCBI's taxonomy places the organism in Eukaryota, Fungi, Ascomycota, Sordariomycetes, Glomerellales, Glomerellaceae. The record is from RefSeq and is a predicted model, not a curated record.
AUGAGAUUCGGAUUGAAAGCCGGUGGCCUUUUGUGGCUCGCGGUCUCGCUUUGCGGGUCUGGCCGUGCUUUGGCUCAGGAAGACGUUGACUGGCCGAUCCACGACAAUGGCCUCAAUGAAGUCGUCCAAUGGGAUCACCACAGCUACAUCGUCAAUGGCGAGAGACUCUUUGUCUUCUCAGGUGAAUUCCACUACUGGCGUAUCCCGGUGCCGGAACUUUGGAGAGACCUUCUUGAGAAGAUCAAGGCGGCAGGCUUCAAUGCCUUCUCCAUCUACAACCACUGGGGCUACCAUAACCCGUCCCCUGGGGUCUUGGACUUCGAGACCGGCGCCCACAACUUCACAUCCAUCAUGACCGUCGCUAAGGAGGUCGGCAUCUACCUGAUUAUUCGCCCUGGCCCCUACGUCAACGCCGAGACCAACGCCGGAGGAUUCCCUCUCUGGGCCACGACCGGCGAGUACGGUUCUCUGAGAAACGACGACUCGAGGUACACCGAGGCAUGGACUCCUUUCUGGGCCGAGAUCUCCAAGAUCAUCAAGCCGCACUUGAUCACCAAUGGCGGAAAUGUCAUCAUGUUCCAAAUUGAGAACGAGCUCAAUGGACAGUGGAAGGAUAUCCCCAACCGCGUCCUCAACCCGCCCAUUGCGAACUACAUGCAGCUACUCCAAGAUAGCGCACGGGAAAACGGCAUCGAUGUGCCUUUGUCGCACAAUGCUCCCAACAUGCGAGGAUACUCUUGGUCCAAGGACUUCUCCAACGCGACUGGAAAUGUCGACGUUGUAGGCGUGGACAGCUAUCCGUCUUGCUGGAGCUGCAACUUGAGCGAGUGCACCGGUACAAAUGGACAGUACAUCCCGUACUUGACCCAGAACUACUACGACUACUUCACGGUUCAGUCCCCGUCCCAGCCAAACUUCUUGCCAGAGUUCCAGGGAGGCUCUUACAACCCAUGGGGUGGACCGGAGGGCGGCUGCCCAGGCGACAUCGGUGUUGACUUUGCCAAUAUCUUCUACCGCGAUCUCAUCUACCAGAGAGUCACUGCAAUCUCCCUGUACAUGAUGUUCGGCGGUACCAACUGGGGUUGGCUUGCUUGUCCUGUCGUCGCCUCCAGCUACGAUUACUCCUCCCCGGUAUCCGAGAACAGAAUUAUCGGAAGCAAGUUCUACGAAACCAAGCUUUUGACCCUUUUCACGAGAGCGGCGAAGGACCUGACAAAGACGGAGAGAGUCGGAAAUAGCACAUCAUACUCGAGUAACGCAGCCAUCACCGUCGCCGAGCUGCGAAACGUAGACAAUGACGCCGCCUUCUACGUCGCGCGCCACGCAUAUUCCCCUUCCAACACCAAUGAAGCAUUCAAACUCUCGGUCAACACGUCAGAGGGUGCCCUCACUAUUCCUCAACACGGAAACUCCAUCGCAAUCAACGGACAUUCGGCCAAGGUCAUUGUCACCGAUUUUACCUUUGGCGAGAAGAAGCUGCUUUACUCCACUGCCGAGGUUCUCAGCUACAUCAUCGUCGACGGCAAGGAGGUCAUUGCUCUUUGGCUUCCCGAGGGUGAGGCCGGCGAGUUCGUGGUCAGCGGUACCACUUCUGCUGAGCUUGUUGGAGAUGGAAACGUCGGCGAUUUCCAGACCUUCGCAGGAGAGAGCAACGUCACCGUUGCAUACACCCAGAAGAAGGGUAUCACCAUCGUCGAUCUUGGAGAUGGCUCGCGUGCUGUUUUGCUGGACCGCAAUGCAGCUUACCUUUUCUGGGUCCCGACUCUCGACAAUGACGUCUUGGCCCCUGCCAACAAGACCGUCUUUGUUCAAGGACCUUAUCUUGUUCGUUCGGCUUCCUUCAACGAGACGGGUCGCAGCUUGGCUCUUUAUGGAGACGCUGACAAGGAAACCACUGUCACUGUUUUUGCUUCUGAGUCCAUCUGCGGUAUUACUUGGAACGGCAAGAAGCUCGAGAUUGCUUCGAGGGAGGGCAAUGUCUUCACCGCGAAGAUCGAGGGCCCUGCCGAAUUCAGUCUUCCAGCUCUUGGCCCGUGGAAGGUCCACGAUAGCUUGCCUGAGAUCGCUACUGACUAUAAGCCCACUUCUGACUCGUGGGUUGUUGCCGAUAAGACCAACACUUCCAACACGGUCAAGCCUGCCUCGAACAACCCCGUGCUCUACGUCGACGAGUAUGAAAUUCACGUCGGAAACCACAUCUACCGCGCUACCUUCCCAACCAGCGAAAACCCUCCUACCGGCGUGUUCCUGAACCUCACCGGAGGACUCGCCUUCGGCUACUCCGUCUGGCUGAACUCGGAGUACAUCGGCUCCUACCUGGGUCUUUCCUACCUCGGUGCUGAUGCCAGCGAGUUCUCUUUCGAGAACGCCACUUUGGCAAAGGAGGGCGACAACAUUCUCGUCGUCGUUAUGGACAACUCCGGUCACGACCUUCGCGAGGCUGCCCUUACCCCCCGUGGUAUCACCAACGCAACUCUCCUCGGCCCCGACGCCUCUACGUACAAGUUCUCCGAAUGGAAGAUUGCCGGAACAGCAGGUCGCAACGACCUCAUCGAUACUGUCCGUGGCCCGAUCAACGAGGGCGGUCUCUAUGCCGAGCGCAUUGGUGCAGCCCUUCCCGGCUUCCCCGACGAGGACUGGGAAACCCUCGGCUCUUCCAACGAGACACUCUCCGUGUCCGAUGCCGGUAUCAAGGUCUUCCGAACCGUCGUUCCCCUGGACGUUCCUGCCGGCCUUGACGUUUCCAUCUCCUUCCGCCUUACCGCUUCGUCUAAUGAUACAUUUGCGCCGACACAAGAGGGAUACAGCAACCAGCUCCGUGCGCUGCUGUUCGUCAAUGGGUACCAGUACGGCCGGUUCAACCCGUACAUCGGCAACCAGAUUCACUACCCUGUGCCGACCGGCAUCCUCAACUACAACGGCGACAACACCAUCGCAGUCACGAUCUGGAGUCAGUCGGCUCAGGGCGCCGAGUUGAAGAUUGAAUGGCAGGCGGAUUACGUGCACACUUCAAGCUUCGAUAUGAGCUUCGAUAGCGAGGCGCUGCGGCCUGGCUGGGAUGAGAGCCGUCUCCAGUAUGCUUAG